AUGUCAAGGUCCUCCAGAGCUCAGAAACCUCAAGAGUCGACACAAAGAUGGCUUACGGGUGCAGGCGAGGGUGGUUAUCUCCUCCUGGUCAAUGCGACGCCUUAUACUUGGAGGAAAAAGUCGAUCCAUAGCGAUCAAUUGGCCGUUUGGCGCUUCCCACGGAAGAUUAAACCUGGCUCGACGGCCUCCGUGUACAUCGAGUUCCAGCAACGCCCAGGGACGAAACGAACGAAAACGAACGGUUAUUGCCUCUACAAGUUCAAAGAUACUCGAAGCUCUGCCAUACAUAUUGAAGCUGAAGACCAUCCAUCAAACAUCACGGUCCGGUUGCAACAUUUUGACACUCCGAAUAAUCCCGGUGGUAGCUACCUACCUCUUGGAUGGCAACAGGAUGGAAUGGUUUACUUUGUCCUGUCGGGUCUUGAAGGUCAAUAUUCCUCUAGCAACCCUCCUCGUGAUUGGAUGCAGCGAAACCUCCCCAAAUUGGGAGAAAGACCUCUUCACAAGAUAUGCAUGCCUGGCACUCACGAAGCUGGGAUGGGAAUUCUCUCACGCUGCGAAGCACUUCCCAAAGACCUCAUGGCGCGUUUCGCUCAAACGCAGUCGUUGAAAAUCCUUGGGCAGCUUGAAAUGGGCUCACGAUACUUGGACAUCCGACCGUGCAUCUCUGGUGGUGAAUUCUGGACCGGUCAUUACGAUGGAAGGCUGGGAGCACGAGGCCAAAAGGUAUCUUCGCUCGUCAAAGACAUCAACCAGUUCACUGCACAAUGUGCCGAAUUGAUCAUCUUGAACCUGUCUCGUGGACUAAACUUCGAUAAAGAAUGGCGUCACUUUACGCAAUCAGAAUGGAGCCGGCUCCUUGUGGAACUCUUGAAGUUGAAUCACCGCUUCAUCACUAGUGGGCCGGAGAAAGACAACCUUAGUCUCCUGCCACUGUCCAUGUUCAUUGGCGAAGGGAUGGCUGCAGUAGUGGUGGUAGUUGAUGAUCCUGAAUUCGGCAAGCUCAGCCGCUUUCAUAACAAGGGAUUUUAUCUACCAUCGCAGCUGGAUAUCUUUCAUGAGUACUCUGACACUGAUGACUGUGUGACAAUGGUCCAGGAUCAGGUACGGAAGAUGCAGAACUUUAUGCGCACAAGUGACAAGCGUUUGUUCUUAGUCUCUUGGACGCUGAGGCCAAAUGCUCCGAAUCUGACCCAAGAGGCUCUGAGGUCGCCCGACAAAUUGCAGAGUCUGGAUGUACUUGAUGUUUGGAAACAAAACAACAAGUCGAUCAGGGAGUUGGCGUACUCGGCCAACAAAGCGUUGUGGAAGGACCUACUGCCAAACACGAGCCGAGUUGUGUUCCCCAACAUUGUGUACAUUGACUUUAUGGAGAGCAGGGAGUAUGUUGCAUUGGUCAUGGCCAUCAACGACAAGCUGUCGAUAGAGCCAUGA
Molecule: messenger RNA, 1434 nt
Organism: Exophiala spinifera
Lineage: Eukaryota; Fungi; Ascomycota; Eurotiomycetes; Chaetothyriales; Herpotrichiellaceae
Exons: 2
Coding region: 1-1434 (477 amino acids)
Biological process (GO): lipid metabolic process
Molecular function (GO): phosphoric diester hydrolase activity
Source: RefSeq, a predicted model, not a curated record